Molecule: messenger RNA, 873 nt
Organism: Candidozyma duobushaemuli
Lineage: Eukaryota; Fungi; Ascomycota; Pichiomycetes; Serinales; Metschnikowiaceae
Exons: 3
Coding region: 1-873 (290 amino acids)
Biological process (GO): sterol biosynthetic process
Cellular component (GO): endoplasmic reticulum membrane; intracellular membrane-bounded organelle
Molecular function (GO): heme binding
Source: RefSeq, a predicted model, not a curated record
AUGGCUGCAGAGGCUCUACGAUCAAAAUGCACCCUUGGUGGACGCACGCUUCUGGCCCUGGAAAUCAGAAAACACUCGUCGCCCCAGGACCUCUGGAUGACCAUCCAUGGCAAGGUGUACGAUGUCACCAACUUCGCUACUGAACACCCUGGCGGUGUGGAGGUGCUUCUAGACUGUGGAGGCGUGGAUGCGUCGGAGGCGUUUGACGACGUGGCUCAUUCGGAUUUGGCUCACGAGAUGCUCGAGCCGUAUUUCAUUGGGUAUGCUGAACUGAGCAAGGAAAGCCGGCCUGUGGUGACAGAGGACCCGGAAAAAGCCGGGACAAGGAAGGUGCUGAAGCGGCAGGAGAUGAUGAAGGAGUUGCGGAGGCAACGGACCGCUGUUUUGGUGCUUACGGGCGUGGCGUUUUUGUGUGUGCUUGUGGUGAUGGUGCUUCAGAAGAUCCAGUGGCUCACUCUUGUGAGAGCAGGAAAAAUUUUCAAUGAUUUUAAGGAGUCUGGAGCCUUUGACACGGUGCUCUGUCGCUUUGGAAAUGUCACUUUGACCAAAGAUGCCCCAGUGAGAGCCAUCGAGCAAUUUGAGGCUUGGAAUGGCCGUUACUGGAGUGAGUUCUCGAUCCCAAAGUUUGCGGCUUUUGUGGCAUUUUCGGGCGUCCUCGAUAUCUCGAAGGUGAAGCAGCACACCGCAAAGGCAGACUUCCAGAUCUGGUAUGUGAGUUUCGGCGGGCAUUCCUCGAACCAGCCCUCCAAUAUUUUGGUUUUCGGUUCCCAUUUGGUGAAGUCCAAAGCCCAGUUUGAACUACGCAUAAUUCAUGCCAAGUCAUACUGGUUUUACGACAAGAAGCAGCCUCUCCAGUCACAAAUCCACAACUGA